Molecule: messenger RNA, 1599 nt
Organism: Penicillium paradoxum
Lineage: Eukaryota; Fungi; Ascomycota; Eurotiomycetes; Eurotiales; Aspergillaceae
Product: amidohydrolase
Exons: 1
Coding region: 1-1599 (532 amino acids)
Molecular function (GO): hydrolase activity, acting on carbon-nitrogen (but not peptide) bonds
Source: RefSeq, a predicted model, not a curated record
AUGACGUUAAUAUUCAAAAAUGGACGCAUCUUUGUGCCCUCGCAAUCCUCCCCAAAUGAUGGCAACGAGUUUGCGCAAGGCAUGAUCAUACAGAAUGACAGAAUCUCUCACGUCGGGUCUCUCGAUGAGAUAAGAAUGCCAGACGAUGCAACUGUCAUUGACCUGAAAGACCGCAUUGUCAUCCCAGGCUUCAUCGACGCCCAUGUACACAUUCUACACUAUGGGCAUUCUUUACGCAAGGCCAACCUCAUCGCCUGCACCUCCCUCGAGGAAAUCCGCGAAACUAUCAAGUCCUACGCUAAGGCCAACCCCACCAUCCCUCGCAUCUUAUGCCGGGGCUGGAUCCAAUCGUCUACCAAUGGAGUCGCACUAGCAAGCAUGCUAGAUGAUAUCGACCCACGUCCCAUUUUUGUCGACGCCUUCGACCUCCACUCAAUGUGGUGCAGCUCAGCUGCCCUCGAUGAGAUGAAAGUCCAUAACGCUCCCGACCUGCCCGGUGGAAAAAUCCAUCGUGACGAAAAUGGGAGAGCUUCAGGCCUACUUGACGAAUCUGCUGUUAUGAACUUCGCAUUGCCUUACAUGGAAAGCAUUACCUCCAUGGAAGACAAGCUGAAUGCAUUGGAUACUGCAGUUCGCACGUACACUGCCGCCGGAUAUACCGGACUAGUAGAUAUGGCCAUGGAUGAAGGCACCUGGGAGAUAUUGAAUCUCUACCGUCGCGACCAUCACAUCCCAUUCCAUAUCGGCGCACACUGGCUCGUCCCUUUCUCCGAAGACCAAGAGGCCAAUUUCACAUACGUGGAUCGCGCAAUCGAGUUAUACCACCAGUACGACCAACCAGACUUCUGUAUCCUCGGAAUCAAGCUCAUUUGCGAUGGCGUUGUCGACGGUUGCACUGCCGCUCUCCUGCAAGCAUACACUGGCAAAUCCGAUCCAGUCGAGCCAAUCUGGCCAGAAGAUAUGCUACAGGAAGUCGUCCAACGUGCCGAUUCCGCAGGCCUCCAGUGCGCAAUCCACGCAAUCGGCGAUAAAGCAGUCCACCAAGCCAUCAACGUACUAUCAAGAGUCGGCACGCCAGGCCGGAGACACAGAAUCGAACACCUCGAGCUGACAACCUCAGAAGACGCCCAGCGUCUCGGCCAACUAGGGAUCACUGCCUCGAUCCAGCCUGUGCAUUCAGAUCCUAUUCUUUUCAAGGCGUGGCCCAGUCUUGUUGGCCCGGAGCGCUGUAAGCGAGCUUUCGCCUACAAGGAAUUUUUGGACGGCGGUGCUCCUAUUGCUAUUGGCACCGACGCUCCUACUGCUCCGCACUUUCCUCUCGCGAACCUGUAUAAUGCUACCACGAGGCGCUCGGCUAUUCAGGCCGAGACCGAGGAUACUGUUAAUCCCGAUUUUAGGCUGAGUUUGGUGGAAGCGGCUACUGCUGCUACGACGGGUGCGGCUUAUGCACGGUCUGCGGACUCUUGGACCGGGUCUCUGCAAAAGGGGUUAUAUGCAGAUUUCUUGGUUGUUGAUAUGCAGUGGACGCCGGAGAAAUUGCUUGAGGCGAGAGUUUGCCAGACUUGGUAUCGUGGGAAGAAGGUAUUUGAUUCGCAGUGA